AUGGAUGUUACAGGCACUACUAGCAAUUUAUCAUUGGAUGAGUAUUAUGCUAUGCAAAAGGACGAAAUUGAAGUUAUUCGAUCCAUUUAUUCGACAGACUUCAAAAAUUUAACUGUACAGAAAUCAAAAUGGGAUAAAAACCCCCAAAUAGUUUUUGAAAUUUCAUUAAGGUCUGUGAGAAAAGAACCGGCAGAACUGUCCCUAGUAUUAAAUAUUACAUUGCCACCAACUUAUCCAAAUGCAGAACCCAUCAUAAAAUUUAAGGAAUUAGAAAAUAUAGUUUACUCCCAAGUUCAAAAACUAGAAAAGAGAAUCCAUGAGAUUUAUCUAGCUUCUAAGGGCGAACAAAUCAUUUAUGAAAUAACACUAAUGGUUCAAGAAAAUAUAGAUGAAUUUCAAGUCAAUGCUAACAAUCCACAAUCUUUAGAAGAAGAAAGAUUCCAGAGGCUUAAAUUCGAAAGGGAAAAAUUCCAAGAAGAACAAGAAAAAUUAAAAGCACAAGAAGAGCAAGUUAAACUGAAAGAACAACAACUAGUCGAUGAACUUGUUGAAAAGGAACUCCAAAGAAGACAAUUUGUUACAUAUUCUAACCAUCAAACAAUGCUUGAUUCAUCAGAAUCAUCACUCUCAAGCCAUAUUCAUGGUUCGACUCAUAGCGAUCUGUCAGUAACUGGAAAUAACAAUGAUUUUGGCUAUAAUAAUCUACAACAUACUGAUGCUAAUCAUAAUACUGUUACUGAUAACAUCAACAAUGAUAGCGCAGUCCAUGAAUCACCAAUGAACGGUGUAAAUAGUAUGUUAGUGACUGCUCACAAAUUCAACAAUAAUUACAUGAAAAAGGAUAAAUCAAUUGAUUUAUUGCCCCCACAAGAAUGGGUAAAUUCGGGACAAGCUUAUGUUUUUGCCAAAACUAUAAAGGGCAAAUUGCCUAAUAAUGUCUAUUACAGGUUUAGAGCUGUAGUUAACCCACAAAGUAUAAUUUUAACCAACGAUGUGUUAUCUUUUGCCGCGCAAUAUUUGGUUAAGCCUUUUAUACCUCCGGAUUCGCCUUUGGCCUCUUCUUUGGCAGUAUCUGGAAUGAUGGAUAAUUUCUACUAUUUGUUAACUGAAGUUUCCUUGGAUAACCCCUAUUUCAACACUUCUAAUGGUAAAAAAGAGAUAUCUAAUUUAGAGAAAGAAUUAGAAUCAUUACUAAGAGUUUCGCAUGAAAAUGUUUAUAAACUCUAUGCAUAUACUGUGGAAAGAACAGGUACUAACAAUUCCAAUUUUUGUUGGAAAAUAAGAUUAUUAACCGAAUAUGGCAAUACAAACGCAAUUGGAGACAUUAUUUCAUCGGUGGGUUAUAUUAAUUUGGCAACCUCCAGAGGCUGGCUAAUUAGGUUGCUAGAAGGUUUAGAAGCAUUGCAUAAAAAUGGGCUAAUUCAUAAAUACAUUAAUUUGGAAACUGUCCAUUUAAGCAAAGACUUAGAUUUUGGAACUACUAUACCUAAAUUAAUGCACUCCACAUAUGCCUUUAUAUUGAUCAGUAUGCUAUCAAGGUAUCCUAAUAAAUCAAAGUCCACAGCAUACACGAAUAUAGAUUUGAUUUCUUGUUCGUGGAUGCCACCUGAACUACUGGAAAAAGAUGCAAAAAGAAGUAGAAAAACAGAUAUUUGGGAAUUAGGAGUUUUAUUUGUUAAAAUGAUUAGCGGUAUUGAUACAACUUUGAACUUCCCAACCCCUAGUGAUUUUUUUGCCAGUGUUGAAAUGGAUUCGAGUUUGGAAGAUUUUUUAAAGACAAUGUUAAACGAUAAUCCAAAAAAAAGAUGUAGUCCAUUGGAAUUAUUGCCAAUGAAAUUUUUGAGAACUAACAUAGAUCCAAACAUAGCCAAGUUCAAACUAUUGACACUACCAGAAAAAUCAAUAUCAUCCACCUCUUUAAUAAAAAGACAACACUCGAAUAUAUCGUUUGUUGAUGAUGUGAAAAGCAUCAAAACGGGUACCAGUCGCGCAACAUCGCAAUCUGAUAGGAGGAGAAGCUUUAAUAUUGGAUCUAGGUUUUCAUCUGUUACUUCUGCUUUCAAAUCUAGAUAUGCCACCGAUUUUGAAGAAAUUGCAGUUUUAGGUAAAGGUGCAUUUGGGCAAGUUGUUAAGGCAAGGAAUUUGUUAGAUAGUAGAUAUUAUGCUAUCAAAAAGGUAAGACAAACUGAAACAAAAUUAUCUACGAUUUUAAGCGAGGUAAUGUUAUUGGCCAGUUUAAACCACCAAUAUGUUGUGCGUUAUUAUGCUGCAUGGUUGGAAGAAACAGCACCAAUUGCGUAUAAUGAAACUGUUUUUGACAGUAGCAGUGAGGAAAAUAGUGAUGAUGCUGAUAGUUUCAGUAAUACAGACGCAAAUGGUCGAAGUGAAACCACUGAUUCAUAUCUAAAAUUAAGAACAGGAUUUCCUUCAGCAACUAAUAGUAAUUGGGAUUUUAUAUCGAAUUCGUUCCAGAAUACCAGUAAUAAUAUCAGUACCAACACAAGUAAGAACACAAAUGAUGAUGAUGAUGAUGAUGAUGAUGAUGUUAAUAAUAAUAAUACACUAAGUAAUAAUGAUAGUUUUCCUGAAAUUGUUUUUGAAAAUUCAACUGAUGAAGAAGAUAACGGGGAAGAUGAAGAAUAUGACAGUAAUAAUGAUAUACUCAGUACAAGUGAUUCCGAAUCUGAAGAUCAGGAUAUUGCUUUAGAAUUGGAUUUUGGUGACAUGAAAAAGAAACAUAUGAAGUCGACUAUAUCCAAUUAUGAAAAAAGCACACUAUAUAUUCAAAUGGAGUAUUGUGAAAAUAGAACAUUAUAUGAUUUAAUCCACGCAGAAAAUUUAAGUCGACAAAAGGAUGAAUAUUGGAGACUAUUCAGGCAAAUGCUGGAAGCAUUAAGCUAUAUCCAUUCACAAGGUAUUAUUCAUCGUGAUUUGAAACCCAUGAACAUCUUCAUUGAUGAAUCUUUAAAUAUUAAAAUAGGGGAUUUUGGUUUGGCCACAAAUAUUCAUAAACCUGUUGAACUCUUAAAGCUAGACUCCAUUGCAAGUGCUAAUGGAACUACUUCUACUUCAACAGCUAACACUAACAUUACUGGGGAUUUAACAUCUGCGAUUGGAACUGCACUCUAUGUUGCGAGUGAAGUUUUGACAGGGCAUGGUCAAUACAAUGAGAAGAUCGAUAUGUAUUCGUUGGGCAUUAUUUUUUUUGAAAUGAUUUAUCCGUUUAGUACUGGUAUGGAAAGAGUUAACGUAAUCAGAAGAUUAAGAUCGCCCUCUAUUGAUUUCCCUAGUGAUUUUGAUCAGCACAAGUUUAAAACAGAAAAGAAAAUUAUUAAAAGUUUAUUGAACCAUGACCCUAAUAAAAGACCCAGUGCUAAGGAGUUAUUGAAAAGCGGCUGGUUGCCUGUCAAACACCAGGACGAAAUUGUUAAAGAGGCCUUGAAAAAUUUAGGUGAUCCAUCGUCCCCCUGGCAGCAACAAGUUAGAGAAGGUUUAUUCAAUCAAACAUACAGUUUAACCACAGAUAUUUUGUUCGAUGAUACUACUAAUACAGCCCAGAGCAAAACAACUCCAAAUUUUAAUGCCAUAUUGAAUUCCCAAAUGAAGAAAUUUGUAGAGAACAUUUUCCAACUGCAUGGUGGUGUGGAGACUAGUGCUCCACCGAUUAUUUUUCCUAAGAAUCCAAUAUAUUCAAACCAGAAUGUUUAUGAAUUAUUGGAUAGAGGGGGCGCCGUUUUGCAGUUGCAAUAUGACUUAACUUAUCCGAUGGCAAGAUACUUAUCAAAGAAUGCUUCAUCAUUGUCUUCUUCUUCUUCUUCUGUUUCUAAUUCUGUUUCUAAACAAUACAGAAUCCAGCAUGUUUACAGACCGCCACUUCAUGAAUUAGCCAGUCUCGAGCCAAGAAAAUUUAGAGAAGUUGAUUUUGAUAUUAUUUCGACGAAUGCUUCCGAGUCACCAUUCCAUGAUGCUGAAAGCAUGAAGAUUAUAGAUGAAAUAAUAGCCAAGCUACCAGUAUUCAAGAAAACAAACACGUAUUUUGUAAUAAAUCACGCUGAAAUUUUAGAGAAUGUAUUUAAUUUUUGUUCAAUUGACAGAGCCCAACGCACACUUGUUUCCCAUUUGUUAUCGCAAGUGGGGUUUACCAAAACAUUUAAGGAGGCUUCCCAGGAAUUAAAAUUGCAACUAAACUUGACAUCUACCUCUUUGAAUGAUUUGGAAUUAUUUGACUUUAAAUCUGAUUUUGAAAGCACUAAGAAAAAGCUAGCUAAGCUUAUGUCUGAAAGCCCAUAUUGGGGUAAAAUGGAGGAAUCUUUAAAUCAUUUGUCGAAAAUUUUAAAUUUUUUAAAACAAUUUGGUGUUAAUAGACAUAUUGUUAUUUCGCCCUUGAGCAAUUAUAAUUUUGCAUUUUAUAAAAAUGGGGUUAUGUUCCAAGCAGUUUAUGAUGACGGUAGAUUGAAACAGUUAAUUGCAACUGGUGGUAGAUAUGAUAGUUUGAUUUCCCUAAUUACAAGACCUUCAGGUGGUAAAACAAAAAAUAUUAAAAGGUCUGUCGGCUUUAAUUUAGCUUGGGAAACGAUGUUUUAUGUUGUAUCAAAUUACUUCAAACUAGCUAGCGGGAGAAAAAUCAAAAAAAGAAGUAAAUUUUUAAAAGAAACCGAGCUAGAUUGGAAACCAAAAAGAUGCGAUGUUAUCGUAGCUAGUUUUACCAACGCAAUGUUAAACACGUUUGGUGUAGUUAUAUUAAAUGAACUUUGGAAAGCUGGGAUAAGCGCUGACAUAAUACGCGAUUGUUUUAACGUUGAUGAUGUUGUAACAACGGCUCAAAAGGAUGGGGUUGAAUGGAUAGUUUUAAUUAAGCAGCAACAGCUGAACUCUUAUAUGGGUACUCCACAUAGCGGCCAUAAUAAAAGAUAUUAUAAGCCUUUGAGAAUUAAGAAACUAGGUAAUAAUCCCAUUGAUGUGGAUCUAGAUCUUGAUGAAUUCAUUAUAUUGUUUAAAAGGGAAGAAUUAAGAAAAAAUAAAUAUCUCAAUGAAAUUCUAUUUUCAGGCAAUAUAUUGGGAGAAGAUGGGUUAUGGAAUUGGGGUCCAGCCUCUUCAUCUAGUGUCGCUUCAAAUAAUUUAUUUAAUGCAUCUUUUGGUAGUGCUGCUGCUAGGAUGAAAAACAUGGGGUUUGAAUCGACCAAAAGGAUAAUGGACACUGGUGCUCCAAUAUCCAAUUCAUCGCUUAAUUAUAACAAUGGUAAUGUUAUGAUAAAUAGAUAUCAAAUGCAUAAUAGCAAGAACAAUGCUGAUUAUGAUGAUGAUGAUUAUGAUGCUAAUGGUAAUAGUAAUAAUAAUGGUAAUUCAAUAGUUAGUAAUAGUUUUACUAAGAAUCUAGAUGGAAAUAUUAUACUUGGUAGUGAAAAUACUAAUAAUACAGUUGAUAAUAUGAACAAUAGCUUUUUAUUAAGCAAUAUAAAUAACAAUAGUACAAGUAACACGAACAAUUUGCAUGAAAAUAUUUUGGAUCUAGAUACCUUGGCUUCUCAUUCUGUUAGUAAUAACGUUGAUAAUAUUGGUAAUAAUAAUGGUAUGGUUAAUGUUGAUGGUGCUAAGAAUGGCAAUAAUAAUAAUAAUAAUAAUAAUAAUAAAUCGUUAGUUCAUGAUUUCAAUAGACAAAAAGUGGUUUAUAUACCAAACAUGGCUACCAGAUCAAAGAAAAACAGUAGGAAAGAAAAAUGGAAGUAUGAAGAAAGUGCAAGAGAAGCAUCCAAACAAAUUGUACAAAGUUUAGCUUCUGCUCCAAUUUUUGAAGUUGAUGCCUUGAGAGAAGAGACAUUAGAAAUUAUCUCAAUAACAUCAUUGCAACAAAAGGAUGAAUGGUUACGUAAGGUUUUCGGGUCAGGUGCCAAUUCCGCACCUAGAAGUUUUGCCACUAGUAUUUAUAAUAAUUUAUCAAAAGAGGCGGCUAAGGGAACUAGGUGGGCCAUAUUGCACUCUAAUAAAACGGGCAAAUCAUGUGUUGUUGAUUUACAAAGAUGA
Saccharomycodes ludwigii is the source of this 6021-nucleotide messenger RNA. RefSeq names its product serine/threonine-protein kinase GCN2 (gene GCN2). Gene Ontology annotation, cellular component: cytosol. The record is from RefSeq and is a predicted model, not a curated record. The transcript has a single exon. Gene Ontology annotation, molecular function: protein binding; ATP binding; eukaryotic translation initiation factor 2alpha kinase activity. NCBI's taxonomy places the organism in Eukaryota, Fungi, Ascomycota, Saccharomycetes, Saccharomycodales, Saccharomycodaceae. The coding region runs from base 1 to 6021 and encodes 2006 amino acids. Gene Ontology annotation, biological process: protein phosphorylation.